AUGGUCCCUCCAUAUUUAUUCCAUAAUCUGCAUCGUGGGUCUAUGUCAGAGACUUUAGAGCCGAAAGAACAUGGUCGAUUCUCAGAAUUCCUCAAUAAAUUACUUCACGCCCUCUCUCGGCCAUCAAGCUCAAUACCUUUCGGAUCCAUGUUCCAUAAUUGGCAUGCUCAGACAGUGCUCUUGAGUUUGGCAAAUCGUACUAAGCCGCCCUUGACUAUUGAUCGGCUUGGUUAUCAUUCUGUCCAAGCCGUAUUACUUGCAACGCAAAAGACUAAUGAAGAGUCAAGAUUAGCUAACCUGCAGGCGAGGGGUUGGCCUCCAUGGAGAGUUGAUCAAGAUGGUAUGGAUGCUCAGAGAUCUUCAGAUGAAGAUAUGAGUAGGGUCGUGUUUGCAAUAAGGCAAAUGAAGGAAGCUGGAUACAAUACAAAUCUUCGAACUCAUGUCCAUCAUAUUCUUGGAGGACAAGAGGAUGAUGGAACACCAACAAUCCAUACUAGGUCGAUGUCCAAAGCUCAUAUUAGAAAGUUGCGUUCUUUGGAGAAGUCGUCCCCUCUAAACCCUCGCGUGUGGAGUGCAAGAAUCGUAGCGACACGUGAUGUCCAGGAAGCUUGGAGUGCUUUUAAGAAUUUUCAUCGCCUAGGUGGUACACCCACAUCAUCCAUUUAUCAUGCUAUGAUGGAAAAAAUCGAAGCCGAGAAUAGGAGAACGGGGCGUUUCCGGGCGGUAGAUGUUUUACCUGGCCAGGGUAAGGAAGUGCUUCCGCCAUUCAGCGACAAUUUCAGUGAUUUCUACAAGGAAGAGCUUCGACCACCGCCAACUAUAGAUGUCAUGAAACUCGCAUUAUAUAUGCCUUCAUCACGUUACUUUGCCGGUGUGCGGAUAAACUUGUACCACAAGCUCCUCCACAAUCUGAUCUUUCAAUGUUUGGUGAUGACCAAGGGCAUCAUGAAAAACGUUCAAAUAUCAUCAACAGCAUCAACGCGGAUGGGAUACAAGCCAACGUGGUACGCGGUCUUAGAUGCCCUUGCUCGACCUGGCAUUAUCAUUGAUCCUAAUAUUAUUGGUGAUCCUCAAGAUGAUGUCAAUUCUUGGAGAAUAUCUGCUGCCGUACUCCAAGAUUUUCACGACGCGGGACUUGAGCUCGACCCUAAAGGCUUUCAACUUAUUUGUCGAUGUUUGGAAAAGGCAAUGCUUGCAUCAUUUCGAAUGGUCGAAAAACAAACGUUCGCGGACGCAAUUCUGCUUGUGAAGGAAGAAUUCGCAAAAAUAUCUUCGACAAGUUCUAAGUUUGAAUUUUCAGUGCUCCCUCAUAAACUACAUGGCGCUAUUCUACAUGCAUACGUCCGUGUUCUAGGACUUGCAGAGGACCUUGAUGGUCUCAAAGCUGUUGUGGACUGGAUGGUACUUCAUCACAACAGUUUACUUACUGAGGCGAAGUGGACUCGCAAUGGUUAUGAACUCUUGAGAAGAACUCUUACAGCUACAAAAGUAUUCUGUAAGGGAACACCCUAUGAAGAAGAAGUAAGGGAAUUGGUAGAAAGUGUCGACGGUUGGACAUGGCCAACGGAUGAGGAUGCUAGAGGUUACAUUGAAGCUGGUCCAUUGAUAGAAUCUGGUGACGGUUCUUUGGUGAUUGACGAACAUGAUGAAAAGAAUCUUACUCGGAUGCCCUAA
This is a messenger RNA of Sclerotinia sclerotiorum 1980 UF-70, 1674 nucleotides long. RefSeq lists its product as hypothetical. The transcript has 3 exons. The coding region runs from base 1 to 1674 and encodes 557 amino acids. NCBI's taxonomy places the organism in Eukaryota, Fungi, Ascomycota, Leotiomycetes, Helotiales, Sclerotiniaceae. The record is from RefSeq and is a predicted model, not a curated record.